Fusarium redolens is the source of this 1146-nucleotide messenger RNA. RefSeq lists its product as uncharacterized. The record is from RefSeq and is a predicted model, not a curated record. The coding region runs from base 1 to 1146 and encodes 381 amino acids. The transcript is spliced from 7 exons. Gene Ontology annotation, cellular component: membrane. NCBI's taxonomy places the organism in Eukaryota, Fungi, Ascomycota, Sordariomycetes, Hypocreales, Nectriaceae.
AUGGCCACAACAACGAUGUCCCAUGGGUCACAUCUCACCUCGACCUCCUCAACCGUCAUGGCCAGUUGCACUACAGCAGUACCAGGGGUGCACGGCUACGUGCCAUUCGACCCUAAUACCUGCAACUCCAACUAUCAUUUCUACCCGAGCUUCACUGGCAAUCUUGCCUUUGCCACAGUCUUCGGAUUGAGCACCAUUGCCCACUUGAUCGAAGCAAUCGCGUUUAGAAAGAAAUUCUGCUGGGUGGUCAUUAUGGGAGGGGCAUGGGAGACAGGCGCAUUCAUUGCACGAACACUCGGCUCCCGUGACCAACAAGAGGAACAGUUUGCCUUUUGGGGGCAACUUCUCUUCAUGUUGGCACCACUCUGGGUGAAUGCCUUUGUGUAUAUGACAGUCGCGCGAAUGGUAUAUUUUGGGCUUGCCGACAAGCAAAUAUGGAAUAUCAAGGCGACCAAGCUGACCGUCAUCUUCGUUUGGAUCGAUGUCAUCUGCUUUUUCGUCCAAGCAGGAGGGGGUGGCAUGCUGUCAAAUAAAGACGAGCCGAACAUUGCCAGAAUCGGCACAAAAAAUACGUCACGUGCCUCGCUGCAACAAUGGCCGAAUGAAGGGUUUAACGUUGGUGAUGUUGGCGGGAUUACUUCUCAUCGUGUCACCGCUAACUUCAGAGUAUUACAGGUUCGAACCGUUUAUCGCCUGAUUGAAUUCGGGCCCGGCCUCACUGCAGACAACCCCCUACUAACGAAGGAAGUCUAUCCUUUCGCCCUCGAUGCAUUUCCGAUGAGCUUGGCGCUGAUAAUGCUCAAUGCGAUGCAUCCUGGCCUCGUUCUACGUGGGAAGGAUAGCGAAUUUCCCUCUCUCGGCCGAGCGGAAAGAACAGCUAUACGAAGGCAGAAAAAGAAGGAACGCCAACAAUCAAGGGCUACUAACAUUACUCGCAAAAACAGAGAGUAUAUCCACAUUCUUAGCCGCCCAGUCAACCGGCAACCGACUCUUCGUCAAGCUGAUAAGUGCAUGGAGUCUUAUAGUUACGGCCGCAUUCACUGGACCGUUUCCCAUCCCUAUUGCAAUAAUACGUGCUUGAAACAAGCUGCCAUCGUUCCAUUUCCACAGUCUCGGGGUACCAAUUUGGCAUCCUUCAAGGCUUAG